Molecule: messenger RNA, 795 nt
Organism: Closterium sp. Naga37s-1
Lineage: Eukaryota; Viridiplantae; Streptophyta; Zygnematophyceae; Desmidiales; Closteriaceae
Source: the annotation of a GenBank genome assembly
AUGUCCGUUCCCCUCCCAUCACCUUCGCGGGUCUCUCUCCCCCCCCCCCCCCCCCCCCCCGUCGCCUUCUAUAUUCCCUCCCUCCCCGUCACCCUCGCUCUCCCCUCCCUUCCUGUCGACAAGUUCUCCCUGUCGCCUUUCCCAUCGUCGUCCUCGUCGACUUUAGCUCUCUCCCUGAAAUGCCCGCCUCCUAACGCCUUUCUUCUCUCCCCUCCCAUCGCCUGCUCGCUCUCCCUCCCGUCGCCUUCUUCUCUCCCCUUCCGUCGCCUUCGCGCUCUCUCCCCCGUUGCCUUCGCGAUCUCCCUCCCGUCGACUGCGCGCUCUCCCUCCGAUCGCCUUCGCGCUCUCUCCCUCGUGGCCUUCUCGCUCUCCGUCCCAUCGCAUGGGCGCUCUCCCUCCCGUCGCCCUUGCAAUUUCCCCUCUCUUCCCGUCGCCCACUUCAUCUCCUAUCGCUCACGUCCUCCCUUCCCGUCGGCAUCGCACUCGCGUUCCUCCCUCCACUCGACAUCGCCCUCACGUCCUCCCGUCCCGUCGUUCGCCUCCUCUCUCCCAUCCCGUCGUUCACCUCUUCUCCCCUCCCACCCCAUCGUUCGCUUCCUCUCCCCUCCCAUCCCGUCGUUUGCCUCAUCUCCCCUCCCAUCCCGUCGUUCCUCCUCUCUCUCCUUUCUUCCCGUCGCUUUUGCACUCUCCCCUCCCAUCCGCUGGUUAUUACCUUGCCAAACUUAUUUUCUCCACCCUUUUUUUAAAACUUCUUUCAGCCCCGAGUCCAAGGAUACUUUUGGUGAAGUCACAUGA